CAGACAAUCUCUCAAACGCGAGAUGGAAUCGAAAAGGAGAGAUUAAACACAUUACACACACACGAAUACGAAUACGAAACGAACCGAAACGAUACGAUACGAUACACCCUUGAAGAAACAAGAACAGCACAAAUUUGUUUCGCUUCUGAUAUCUACAUAUUUAACGCUGAAGUUUGCCUCUAAUCCAGAGAGAGAGUCCCAUUUCUUCGAUUCUCACUGCCAUCUUCUCCCUUCCUCAUAUCUUCCAAGAAAUUAACAAACGCAAUUUGGAGGCAGAAAUGGCGGAUCAACUGACGGACGACCAGAUCUCCGAGUUCAAGGAGGCCUUCAGCCUCUUCGAUAAGGAUGGCGACGGUUGCAUCACGACAAAGGAGCUUGGUACGGUGAUGAGAUCCCUGGGGCAGAACCCAACGGAGGCGGAGCUCCAGGAUAUGAUCAACGAGGUGGAUGCUGAUGGGAACGGGACAAUAGACUUCCCCGAGUUUCUGAACCUGAUGGCUCGGAAGAUGAAGGACACGGAUUCGGAGGAGGAGCUCAAGGAGGCAUUCCGUGUCUUCGACAAGGAUCAGAAUGGCUUCAUCUCUGCCGCUGAGCUGCGCCAUGUGAUGACCAAUCUGGGCGAGAAACUGACUGAUGAGGAAGUCGAUGAAAUGAUCAAGGAGGCCGAUGUCGAUGGGGACGGCCAGAUUAACUACGAAGAGUUCGUUAAGGUUAUGAUGGCCAAGUGACACGCCUGGCCAUCUCAUCUCUUAUGGUUACGAUGCCCAACUAAUGCCCGCCGGAAAGGUUUAUUUUUAAAAUUAUAAAUAAAUAAAUAAAGAGUGAAAGGUUGUAGCGUUUUGUAAGUUUGGACAGUUGAAUAUUUCUAUAAUAUGUUGGGUUGUAGUUGAGACAAAUUUUGUGUGUUGGAUUGAAAGAUUUUAUUAGAUUUUUACUAUUCAUUUUAUUA
Messenger RNA from Andrographis paniculata, 949 nucleotides. Its product is annotated as calmodulin-2. The transcript is spliced from 2 exons. The coding region runs from base 279 to 728 and encodes 149 amino acids. The record is from RefSeq and is a predicted model, not a curated record. NCBI's taxonomy places the organism in Eukaryota, Viridiplantae, Streptophyta, Magnoliopsida, Lamiales, Acanthaceae. Gene Ontology annotation, molecular function: calcium ion binding; enzyme regulator activity.